AUGAACCGUCGACCUAAUGGAGCAGAGGCGCUCAGCAGCAGCAUGAAUGGUUGCAGCAGCACCGGCAGCUGCAGCAGCAGUAACGGCAGCAGUAGCAGUCUUGUCUGCGGCGACAGUAGUCGCCUUCAUUCCGCGUCAGCUGCAGCCACAGCAACAGCAACAACAGGUGAGAUGUGGGAUCAAGAGGCGGAGGACACGGAAAGUUUGGCUGCCAAAGAGUUGAAGAUAAGAAUGAGCAGCCUUAAGAGUACCCUUCCACUUACUGCCCUCUGGUUAGUUGCGCAGCUUGCGUACGACGCGAGUUUGACGGCGCUGACAUUGACAUCGAAUUCUUUGAUUCAAAGUACUUCCGUCUUUCUUUCAUAUUUCUUGGCUGUUGUAUUUUUAAAGCAAAGCCCUCAGAAGGCUGUCUGUGUGUGGCUGGUGGUACUAGCGGGUGGGGUCGCUCUUAUCUCUUCCCACGUUCCUACGCCACCAGAGCCUGCUGCUCCUGCGCUCCCUGCUGCUGAUGCGGCUGUUCAUGUUACUGCUGGCGCCCCAACCCAGAUACACACUCUUGCUGCUCUCGAUGGUGCUGUUGCGGCUCCACUUCCGGCUGGUGCUACUGCCGCUACAGCUCCAGCAGCAGCCAACCCAGCAGAACCGGCUAGUGCUGCCACAGAUCAGCUGCAACAACACACAGCUCUGCUUCCCGCAGGAGGUGGAAGCCCAGCAGCACCAGCAGCAGUAGCAGCUUUAAGUAGGCACAAAAACUCACACAACACAGGGGGCCCCUCAGCCCCAGGAGGAGAGGCAGCCGCUGAGGCGACGGCUACUGCUGUUGCUGGAGUGAAUACUGCAGCAAAUGCAGCACAAUGGAAACCUUCCCGAGCUGCCGCUGCAAUAACUGCAGCUCCAGCAACUGCAGCCGCAGCAACUGCAGCUCACGAAGACAUGAAAGGGAGCGGUUCUGUCCCAGCAACGGCAGCAGCAACAGGAACGACUGACGUGGCAGAAGACGUUGGAACUAGAGAAGCAGCAGCAACAGCAGCAAGAGGAGGGCACAGAGAGAGCGAGGCUGCAGACAGCCUCGUGGGGUAUUUGCUUGCCCUGCUAGCUGCUGCUGCAUAUGCGCUGCAUACCACCGCCCUGAAGGCUCAGGAGACACUUGGGGGGAACUUUGAUGUCGACCUCAUCUAUGGGUUGAUGGGCUUGUGGGUGCUGCUGAUGCUGCCGCUGCUGACGCUGCUGCUGCACGUGCUGCAGGUAGAAGCAUUUAUGUGGCCGGAUGCUCUCUCGUGGAUUGUUCUGCUUCUCUGCGGUCUCGUAGGCACAGCCUUCGCAGACAUCUGUUGGGGUCGUGCUGUCUUCCUGCUUAACCCCGUUGUGGCGACUGCGGCAUCAAAUGUCCAAAUUCCCAUUUCGAUGCUUCUCGAUGCCUUCAUCUUUGGCCGCAGCUUUAAUUGUUGGUAUUUUGUGGGAACGAUGGCUGUGGUAGCCGCGGUGUUGGCUGUAACUCUUAUAACGGCAGACAAGAGACCGCAGCACAACAAGACAAGCCCAGCUCCCUACUCCGCCGUCUCAGACUUCCGUAGCAGCGGGCCGUUGCAGGUAUGA
This is a messenger RNA of Eimeria maxima, 1596 nucleotides long. RefSeq lists its product as hypothetical. NCBI's taxonomy places the organism in Eukaryota, Apicomplexa, Conoidasida, Eucoccidiorida, Eimeriidae. Gene Ontology annotation, biological process: regulation of peptide transport. The record is from RefSeq and is a predicted model, not a curated record. The coding region runs from base 1 to 1596 and encodes 531 amino acids. The transcript is spliced from 6 exons.